Messenger RNA from Podospora anserina S mat+, 597 nucleotides. RefSeq lists its product as uncharacterized. Gene Ontology annotation, molecular function: phosphatidic acid transfer activity. The transcript has a single exon. Gene Ontology annotation, cellular component: mitochondrial intermembrane space. The record is from RefSeq and is a predicted model, not a curated record. Gene Ontology annotation, biological process: phospholipid transport. Bases 1 to 597 code for a protein of 198 amino acids. NCBI's taxonomy places the organism in Eukaryota, Fungi, Ascomycota, Sordariomycetes, Sordariales, Podosporaceae.
AUGAAGGUCUUUUCCAACACAGAAACCUUCAACUACUCCUGGGAGGAGGUAUCAACCGCCAACUGGCGGAAAUACUGCCCAUGGAACGACAAGUCCACCCACGUUCUCGCCGUCGACACCAUCAGCCGGACCGUCGACCCCGAGACUGGCAUCCUGCGCACAGAACGCCUCAUCACCUGCAAGCAGAGCAUGCCUGAGAUCUUGAAGAAGAUCCUGGGCGCCGGCAUGGAGGAUCAACAAGUUUUUGAGACGUCCUAUGUCGACCCAAAGCAGAGGACCGUCACCAUGGUCUCGGAGAACAUCACAUGGAACAACCUUCUCAACGUUCAGGAGACGGUUGUCUACAGACCACUCAAUGACCAUCAGACAUCCUUCGAGCAGGCGGCCAAGAUCACCGCUCUGUGCGGCGGGUGGCAGAAGAUUAAGAACAGCAUGGAGGACGCGCUCGUCAAGAGGUUUCGCGACAACGCUGCCAGGGGCAAGGAAGGGUUCGAGGCUGUGCUUGCCAUGAGCAGGAGGGUGUUCGCCGAGGAGCAGCAGCGGGAGAAGAUGAUGCUCAUCCAAGCCCAGGCCGUCAACAUCCGCAUGGCUGCUUAG